AUGGAAAACCUAAUUCAUGAGCCAUCAGGCUUGGAAGACAGGGUUCAUAAUGGCGAUAAUGGGAAGGAUUUGAUCACCGCCGAAGAGCAGUUCUUACAAAAUCAGCAGGAAAAUUACUUACUAGAUCUAUUCCAAAAGAAUAAGCACACACCUAUCCAUGUGUCCCAAGUUGUUCUCAAUGGGGCAGAACAAGUCCGAGAUGAUGUUAUACAGAGUUACCUUUCUGAGACAAUUAAUAAAGCAGAUACUUUUGAACAAUUGUGCAAGUAUUCGGAUUGGUUUCAUUAUAAAAUGGUCGGUAACGGAAUGGUAGAAUCAGUAUCGCAAAGUUUGGAUAGCAGGGGUAGUUAUCCUGUUCAGAUAUCACAAAGGGACUAUGGAAACCUAAAUUUUCCUUCUUCUGGACCAGAAACAUUAUCGGUAAUUGACGUAGUUCCAAUUAUCCAAUUACAUCCAAUAAAAAGAUUCAGUGCGAAAACAGGAACAAACAUUGGUAAUGGGGAAGGUGACGGUUAUAUUCAAUUCCAGUUAAGGAAUAUGUUCAAUGCUGGUGAAAAACUAACGUUUGAUGCUACCAAAGGUACAAAGACACAUUCGUCUUAUUUAUUGAAUUAUUUCCAGCCUUUACAAUCACCAUGGUGGGUUAGUGAUACAACUGUGUUCAAAAACGCACGUCAGUUGGGACAUUGUGAAUUAUUUCUCAGAGGUAUUGCUAGUGGUAUUAAAAGUGGAUACUUGCAUGAUGGCGCCGUAAACCAUGAAUGGCGUUGGGAAAGCUUACUCAGGAGCUGUGACGUGAGAUCCGAUUUUGCAUCGUCCCAUUUACUGUUUUCUGCAGGAGAUGACGUUAAGCAUUCGGUAGUUCACUCAAUAACCAGAGAUACGAGAGAUAAUAUCAUUGCUCCAAGCAGUGGCCAAAUGUGGAAGUUUAUCAACGAAGUGAGCUUAGGGAAAUUUUGGAAGACAAACUUGGAGUACAAUUUCACCAAGAGCUGGUUCAACAGGAACUUUAUAACCAUGAGUUCCACCGUGAAAGCAGGAUAUAUACACAAUUUUCAUGCCAAGACAUAUCCCUUGCACCUCGCUGAUAAAUUCUAUAAUGGAGGGAGUAACGAUGUUAGAAGUUUCCAGUUGAUGGGAUUGGGGCCAAAGGACAUCUAUGAUUAUGUUGGUGGUGACACAUCUCUAUCAUAUGGAUUAAGCCUGUUUAGUCGACUACCCUUUAAGAGGUUUUAUGAUUCAAAUUUCAGACUGCAUUUGUUCUUUAAUGGUGGAAGACUCAUAAACCGUAACAAUGCAAAUACAACAGAUACGCUAAUGCAAAUGCUUUCACAGCACUCAUUGUCGACUGGUUUUGGUUUAGUAUUCAGACAUCCGGUUGCAAGGUUCGAACUUAACUUCACGGUACCAAUUACUGCACAUACAUCCGACGCUACUAGAAAGGGUUUCCAGUAUGGUAUCGGAAUCUCUUUCCUAUAA
This is a messenger RNA of Kluyveromyces lactis, 1479 nucleotides long. RefSeq names its product SAM complex subunit SAM50 (gene SAM50). The transcript has a single exon. Gene Ontology annotation, cellular component: SAM complex; outer membrane. Gene Ontology annotation, biological process: protein insertion into mitochondrial outer membrane. The coding region runs from base 1 to 1479 and encodes 492 amino acids. Lineage: Eukaryota; Fungi; Ascomycota; Saccharomycetes; Saccharomycetales; Saccharomycetaceae. The record is from RefSeq and is a predicted model, not a curated record.